Closterium sp. Yama58-4 is the source of this 5712-nucleotide messenger RNA. The record is from the annotation of a GenBank genome assembly. Lineage: Eukaryota; Viridiplantae; Streptophyta; Zygnematophyceae; Desmidiales; Closteriaceae.
AUGUUCUCCGCGCCCGCGUGCCUUCUCUACGCGCGCAGCAAGUGGUUCCGCCGCGCGUGGGAGGACGCGCCAGGCAGCGGCUUCGGGAAAUGCGUGGAAAUCACGAUUCCGCCUGUGCCCGGCGGAACGGAUGCGUUUGAAAGCAUUCUACAGUACUGUUACGGGCUGCCUGUUAACGCGGAUGCCACUAACGCGUUGCAGCUGCUGUGCUGCGCAGCGUUCUUCGAGAUGUGUGAGGGGAGCGAGGAGGACUCGUUGCAGCGACAGGCGUGGAAGUACAUUAACGAGUAUGUUCUUAACGAGUGGGAGGACAGCCUGCGGCUGCUGGAGACUGUAGCGAAGGACGAGCUUGUAAUGAGGGAGGCGCUGAAGCUCGACCUCCCGCUGCACGCGUCAGCAUGCGUGGCAGACCAUCUGAGCGCCAUGCUGUCGGGCCCCUUCGACAGCCCCUCGCGCACGGCCGCACUGCACCACCUGCUGGCGCGCCUGGCCGCGCUGCCCGCGCCCGUGCUGUCGUGCGUGCUGCAGGCGUGCCGGCAGGCCAGUGUCAGCUUCGUGCGCAUCGGCAACUACCUCGCUGCCCUCUCCCACUCCUGCCUCUUCCAACACAUCCCCUCCCUCGCUGCCGCUGCCGCCGCCGCCGCCGCUGCUGCUGCUGCUGGUGAUGGUGAUGGUGGGGAUGAGGAGGCGGAGGAGAGGGAGGAGGUGGGGCGGGCGAUGCUGUUUGAGUAUGCGUGCAGUGAGGCGCUGGAGCACGCUGCUGCCCUGCACGACCUGCACCACCGCCCGCCACCACCAGCAGCGGGAGGAGGAGGCGUGGGUGCGGAAAGCGGGGGGGCAUCAGCGGCAGCGGCAGCACAGCAGCAGCAGGUGUUGAGGCGGCAGCAGCAGGGCGGGUUGAGGUCGAGCACGCGCUACAUGCCGUCGGUGCAGUACCUGAUCGUGCUGCUCAAACACUGCGUCUCUCUGCAGGAAGGUCAUGCACUCACGGAUGCUCAUGGGCAGGAACAGGGCGGUCAAGUGAACGGUGCUGGUAAGACGAGAAGCUCAGCCUCAUUACAAGGGGAUUCGGUACAAGGAAAGGAAGGGUCGAGACAUUCGGUGAACAGCAAGGGGGUUGAAAGGGCAUCUUCCGUGCAGCGUGUGGGAGGCAGGGGCGUGAGGGGGGAUGCAGGCGCUGUGCCCACAGGGCUGCGGGAAACCAAAAGCGACAGCGACGUGGCCUCCAGUGAGCGAGCGAGCGCGAGCAGGACGGGCGAGGGCAUGGGGGAGAGCAUGCGGGCGGGCGUGGGGCGGCGCAAGGAGCUGCUGUUCUCGCGCCUGGCGCACCGCCUCACCGCCAUGCCCACCGCGCUGUCCCUGGCGGACCUGGUCUUCCUCGGCCCCGCCACCAGCCUGCUGCUCCUCCACUCCCUCCGUGACGCCUCCGUCUCCGCUGCCCCGCACCCCUCCAUCCCACCCCUGCCUCCCCUGUCAUCGCACCCACAGGCAUCGCCCACCGCCAGCACCGUUAAUGGCACUAGCACCAGCAUCACCACCAGCAGCGCCAGCAGCAGCAGCAUGAGCGGGCAGCGUGUGGCGGUGCGGGUGGUGGGGUCGGCAGCAGCAGCGCUGGGCGGCGAUCUGGUGUGCGACUACGUGCACUACCUGGCAGCGCGCAUGACGCACCAAUCACAGCACCACACGUGGCUGCCCUUCCUGCGCCUGUGCCCUGCAUGGCCGGGCCUGUCAAGCUUCCUGGUGGACCUGAUAGCGCUGCUGCACCUGCUCUUCCCCGACUGCCGCCACCUCCCCCCCGUGCCCGAGCUCUGGACCAUGGUGGACGUCUCCGCGCUCUCCGACGACAAGCUCGCUCUCGCUGGGAAAAUGUGCUGCGAGGAAGGGGCAAAGGGGGAGAUGGGGGAGGGGAUGCUGGGGAGAGGGGUGGCGGGUGGGGAGGAGGGUGGGGUGGAGAGAGAGCAGCGGGCGAGGGGUGUGAGCGCGGGGGGGGAGAGUGGGAGGGAGGGGGAGAGGGGGAAGGAAGGGGGGAUGCGGGGGGAGGUGGAGAGGGAGCGGCGGGGGCGGCAGGAGAGGGCACUGCAGCAGGCGGCACUGGAGGUGGAGAGUGUGCGCGCUGCCACCACCCGCCUCGCCCUCGACACCGCUCAGGGCAUGGCAUUGGACCCGUGUCCAUGGGAGACGCUACAGCAGCGGGGGUUGGAGGCGGACAUGGUGGUGGACAUCGAUGGGGUCUCGUGGCCGCUGCACCGCCACGUGCUGCUCCCCCACUGCCCGCUCCUCCACUCCCUCCUCCCCGCCGCAACUGCCGCCGCCGCCACCGCCAGUGCGUGUGAGGGCGAGCAGGGCUUGAUGCCGCUGACGCCACUGGCCUUGGCCACGGGGCUGCCAAUCGUGGCGCUCACCGGCUUCCCAGGGGGACCGCGCGCCUUCUCCAUCAUCGCCCGCUGGUGCUACGGCUCGCGCCCCAAGCUCUCGCCCAGCCAGGCCGCUGCUGUGCUCUUUGCUGCUCGCUUCCUCGGCAUGGAGGACCGUGCCAGUGAGGCGCUCAUCCCAGUGGCGGUGAGUGCGGUGAAGGGCGGGCUGGCGGAGGGGUGGCAGGCGUGCUUUGACAUCCUGGACCGCUGCUACCACGACCAGGUGCUGGACGCCCUCGUCGUCGAGUUCAGCCUCAACCGCCACUUCGUUGACUCCGCAUGCAGUGCCAUAGUGAAGCUGGAGUCGAAGCUGGUGGGGAGUGGGCGGUGGGGCAACGACGACUGGGCGACGGUGAACCGUCUGUUGGAGGGCAUGAGCAAGCUGCCCCCCGACAUCAGCCGCCGUGUGGUGCAGCAGCUGUGGGACCUGCGCCACUCCCUCUGGGCCUCCGUGUGCCCCGCGCCCUGCUCUGACUCCAACCCCGCGGACAAGGACGAGCACCCGGGCAUCAAGGCCAUGGCCACGCUGGGAAGCUUCCUGCUGGGUAUCACUCUGCUGAGUAAGAUGGAGUGGCGGAGGCAGCAGGACGAGGAGGAGGAGAAGAGGAGGAAGAAGGGCGGGCAGGGGUCAGCAGGUAGCAGCAGCCCGAGCCAAGCUGCCAACUCUCCAUCGGCCCUGGCGCUCAGUAGUGGCAGCAGCGGGGUGCGGAGCCGUGCGCAGCCGCCAUACGACAACAUUCUGUGGAUGCUGCGAGUGCUCAAGCUCUUCAUCUCGCCUCCCUUCGACCACCCCAUCCUGCUCGUGCUCAGCAACAACACGCCCCUCCUCGAAACCCAGCACCUGCACUUCCUCGACCUGCCCUCCUGCCUCUCCCUCCUGACACUCGUCUCCACCGCCCCCCGCCAGGACGCCCACCUGGUGGCCACCGCUGAUCUGCUUGACGCCUACCUCGCAGCGCAGGGCACCAAGCGCAACCCACCGCUCAGCCCCGACGAUUUCCGCGCGCUCGUCACGCGCCUGCCGCCCGAGGCGCGGCCGACACACGACGGGGUGUUUGAGGCGGUGUGUGCGUUCGCCGAGGCCGACCCGCGCCCCGCCACGUGGAACCUGCUCGCGCUCGUGGACUGCGGGCGGCUCACCCCGCGCUGCCUGCGCCUGGCGGCGUCGGCGGCGGCGUCCAUGGAGUUUGGGCAGUCGGCAGUGGCAGGCUUCUGGCUGUUCCUCGUCUCGCUCCUGCGCGCCCUCAUGUAUCAAGGGGGGAGGGUCAGGGCGAGAGGACGGGGAAGGGGAGGAGGAAGAGGAAGGGGAGGGAGCGCUGGGAGAGAGGCGAGUGAGGAGGAGACAGGGGCGGGCAGUGAGUGGGAGGAGGGCGAGGGGUAUGGGCGUGCAGGGGAGGACGCGCAUGCGGGCGGGUACGGGGGUGAGCGGUACAGUGAGUCAGCAGCGGCGGAGAGAGAGGCGGUGCCAGGGCGGCUGCGACUCACUGAAGAGGCGCUCUCGCCCUUCCCCCUGCUGCCCCCGCCCCCCUCCGCGCCUGCUGGCAGCGCUGCAGCUCGGUGGGCAGCAGAGGGUGGCAGCGCAGACGCAGGCGCAGAGCAGGGCGGGCACACCCUGCUGCAGCAGCAGCGGCAGGACGAGCAGGCGCAGGAUGGGCCGGAGCAGAAGCAGGGCAAGGGGGCAUCAGGCAUGGGUGCAAGUGUGGCUGGUCGGUUUGCAGCAGCGUUGAGCGCCAUGGCUGGUGGGGAGGGGUCGCUGGCGGACGAGGCUGCUGCCAUUGCUGCUGCUCUGCCCGCUCCACGCGUGUGGGACCAGACGAGCCUCGACAGGAUCUCCACCGUUGAUCGCGAGGAGAAGAUCCGACGGCUGGAGUCGCAGUGCAUGGACGAGUGUGUGCAGCUGUGCCGCGACCUCAUCGUGCGCCAACGCCUCUGGCACCAGGACAUAGUGGAUGCGGGCAAGCCGCUGCCGCCCGUCAAGCUCUUCCCCAUCGUGCCGCCUCUGGAUCUCCUCGCAGGCACGGGGACAGUGGCGGGAAAAGCAGAGGCGAAGCAAGAGGAGGAGGGGGCACAGUGCGAGGAGGAUGCACCGUUGGGGAGGCAGCAGCAGCACGCGGGGAUGAAGAGGCCGCUGGGGCAGGUGGGGGGCGCGCAGGGGCAGCAGGGCGGAGCUCCCGUGGUGGCUCAGCCGAAGCAGAUGGUUCGGCGGCUCCUGGUGUGGCGGGCGAAUGAGCGCGAGGCGCUGCGGAAGGCCCUGCUCGCAUUUGGGCUCACCCGACCCUCCAUGGUGCAGAGCAGCAUGCGGGAGAGCAUGAGGGGCGAGCGCCACGGAGCGGGCGAUGUGGUGGACGCCACGUGUCACUUCCUGCGCGCCUGCUCAACGCUGCAGCCCGCUGAUGCCCUCGACCCGCGUGACCUCGCGUGGGCGCAGCGCCGCCUCUCCCACCUCGCCUCCAUGGCCGCCUUGUCCCUCUUCUUUCCCCCCUCAGCAUCAGUCAUUGUGUCUUUUACACCAAGCAACCAACCUCCCUCCCUCCCUUUCCCCUCUCUCCCGUCCCCCCUUCUCUCCUUCUCUUCCCCUCUUUUGGGCCCCCCCAAUGGUGGUGGGACCUCAGCUCAGCACGAGGUGCUGGGCUUCAUGGCGCGCCCCACGGGCUUCUGGAAAUGUUCACAAGUCACGGACCAACCACGCCUCUCCCACCCUCAACCCGUGCCGUGCCACCCCCCUGUCCCCCUGCAGCACGAGGUGCUGGGCUUCAUGGCGCGGCCCACGGGCUUCGCCCUCGCAUGCCACCACGUCGCAGCGCUCACUGAUGCCACGCUGCCCGCCCAUUGGUGGACGCGCGACGCUGACCUGGCGCUGCUGCUGGGCGUGGCAGCACACGGGUACGGCGCGUACGAGGCCGUGUAUGGCGACGCCUCCCUGGGACCCUACAUCUGCAAGCCCCAGGGGGACAGGGGGGCGCGCGGGGAGAACGGGGAGAAAGGGGAGGAGAAGGGGGCGGGGGAGGGAGGGGUGGCGGGCGAGGGGUCGGGGUGGUUGGACGCGUACACGCUGACGCGGCGGCUCAAGCGGCUCAUCGAGCACCUCGUGCGCAUCAAGCGAUCCGUGCGCCCCCACCCCUGCGCCCCAACCCCCGCUCUCUACCCCCGCUCCCUGCUCCUCCCCGCAUUGCCUGCUCUCCAUCCUCUCUCUGCCUCGCUACCUGAUGGCAUUCUAAGCGUCUGCGGUGCCAUGCUACACGUUUGCAUGCGCAUGCGCAUGCAAUGCAACGUGUCGGAGCAGUUUCCAGGUGCAUAA